Messenger RNA from Corapipo altera (White-ruffed manakin), 3906 nucleotides. It is a transcript of the gene FAM114A1, whose product is annotated as family with sequence similarity 114 member A1. The transcript is spliced from 14 exons. NCBI's taxonomy places the organism in Eukaryota, Metazoa, Chordata, Aves, Passeriformes, Pipridae. The record is from RefSeq and is a predicted model, not a curated record. The coding region runs from base 122 to 1804 and encodes 560 amino acids.
CUGGUCGUCCCGGGCUGUCCGGCGCACUUUGCCUCCUCCCCCCGCUACUGCCGACGUGGCGGGGCGGGGAAGGGAAGAAGAAGGGGGCGCGUCGGCCGGGGCACUGCUGAGCGAAUUGAAAAUGUCUGAAGACAUAUCUGAUGGCAUCCCAUCUGAAGAAAAACGUGAAGUAAUGGAAAUGCCCAGCAAUGAGGUAUUGCCUCCUGAAUCAGUACCACACCUUGUAGAAGCUGAGAUCUUGCAUGAGUCUUCACAAGAUGAACGUGGACAGGCCACUCAGAGUGCCAGUAAUAGACAGGAAGGAGACAUAGUAAUUAAUGAAAACCCUUUGACUGAAAAACUAGUUGAAGGUCUGCCUUCCAGUGAAGAGCCAACUGAAGACAUACCCACUGAGUGCAUUGAAACCGUAAACCUUGAUACAGAACCUGAAUCUGAAGAAACACUGCAUGAACAAAGCAGUCCAGCCACAGACUCCUCAUCUAAAGCAAGUAGAUGGGGAGCUUGGGGUACCUGGGGAAAGUCUCUCCUGUCAUCAGCUUCUGCCACAGUAGGUCAUGGAAUAACAGCAGUAAAGGAAAAAGCAGGAACUACCCUAAGAAUUCAUAGUGCAAGUUCAGCAUCUUCAGAAGCAGCAGAACCUCCUACAGCUGAAACACCAAUUACACAAGCAGAAGAUUCUCUGGACCAAAGCUCUUCUGAGAAUAUUCCUUCUUCUCCUACAUCUGGAUCUCGUGGCAUGCUGUCAGCUAUCACUAAUGCUGUACAGAACACAGGGAAAAGUGUAUUAUCUGGAGGCUUAGAUGCUUUGGAAUUUAUUGGGAAGACAACCAUGAAUGUCCUUGCAGAAAGUGAUCCUGGAUUUAAGAGAACCAAAACACUGAUGGCAAGAACAGUGUCACUAUCUCAGCUCUUGCGAGAAGCUAAAGAAAAAGAGAAACAGAGGCGGGCCCAGCAAGUUACAGUUGAAAGAACAGCACAUUAUGGACUACUUUUUGAUGAAUUCCAAGGUUUGUCUCAUCUUGAAGCUCUGGAAAUCCUGUCAAAUGAAAGUGAAGCUCAGAUUCAGGCACAUUUAGCAACACUUGAUGGAGAACAGUUGGAAACUGCAAAAAAUGAUUUAAUUGCUAUAAAAGAGAUUUUUGUUCCAAAGGAAUCAGAUGAUGAAGUGAUGCAAGCACAAAAAGAUAUGGGAGAAGAGUUUGUCAGCAUGCUCACGGAACUGCUGUUUGAAUUGCACGUUGCCGCUACUCCUGACAAACUUAAUAAGGCCAGGAAAAAAGCUCAUGAAUGGCUGGAAGAAGCCAGUUUUUCCACCCCAGCAGACAUAGAAGAGAAGCUAAAAGAAGAACCUGGAGAACCUGGUGAAGAAAAAACUGACGAAGAUGAUAAAAUUGACAGUGAUAAAACAAAAGUAAACAAAAACAAAACUGUGGAGGAAAUCUACAUGCUGUCCAUUGAAAGUCUGGCUGAGGUAACUGCUCGUUGUAUUGAACAGCUUCAUAAAGUAGCAGAAUUAAUUCUACAUGGUCAGGAAGUAGAAAAGACAGCUCAAGAUCAAGCAAAAGUACUGACAAAUUUAACAAGUGCCAUGUGCAAUGAAGUUUCAUCUUUAUCAAAGAAGUUUUCUGAUUCUGUAACAGCAGCUGGGAGCAGUAUGAAGGCAGAGGUUCUUAAUCCCAUCAUCAACAAUGUGCUAUUAGAGGGCUGCAACAGCACUACUUACAUUCAGGAUGCUUUCCAGCUAUUGCUUCCAGUUCUGCAAAUUUCCCACAUCCAGACCAGUUGUUUGAAAGCCCAGAAGUGACAGUUUCCUGAAAGUUGUCACCAUUGGGCUUGACAGCAACCCCAGUCCCAAUGUCUAUAAUGUUUGCUGAGAGAAAAGCUGGUACAAGAGGUGUCUGGCCACUUGGAGUCCUUCGAAGACACUACAUGCGGUUUUGCACAUGCAGUAUGGAACAACGUUUUCAAACGCUUUCAGACUUUAGAAGUAGUUAGUAAAGUGAGUAAUUUCUUUUCCAGUACAGUUUAGCUUUGCAUUAAUUUAAACAGAAGUUUACUGAUAUUAGCAUUGACUUAAAUAUGGAUUCUAAAUGUUGACACUUUCAGUUGUAAACAAGGGACGAAGCAAAUUAGAAUGUAAAGUUUUUUAAAACAUUUCAACUCAAAUGACCAUUUAUAUUGUUUGUAUCCUGUCAGUUAAAAAUGUAUAUUUCAAAAGUUGGUUUCAGUAUUUAAACAUGAACAAAUUAUCGUAGUGUUGUGCCUGUUAAAUAUUAUUUCCUGUAGCAAAUAAUAACAUCAUAUUAAUAGGUACCACUAACAGAACACUUUGUAUUCAAAGACUUGUAGAGCAAUGGGUAUUAACUUUACUAAAUGAAAAUUAUGGAGGAUAUACAUAAAGGAUUAUGCCAAAAAGAAGUUUUCUGAGCCAGUUAAGAGUACGGGUAAAGCUUUAUAUUUGCUGAACGAUAAUUUUAUAUUCAUUUAUGUCUAUUUCUUCAUUCCAAUGGCUAAACAACACAGCAGGCCAAAGUAAUCUUCUUAAUAUGCAAGGAAUAGAAAAUUUCUCAUUUGUUUGGCAGUUGAAACACCCCCUAAGUAAUCUUCUCUCAGGUGCGUUACCGGGGUUACGUGUGUUACUUUGGGGUUUAAUUUGGCCUUUAAACAUUAUGAACCUUUUUCUCAAAUGAUACCAACAGUUCAGAAAUAGAAAAGAAGUUGUAAUAAGAAGUUAUGAGAGGAUUGCUCUGGGUGGAGAGGUCAAUAUGCCACAGCAAAUCACCUUUUUCCAAGGCAGUAGCGAGACAGGACAUAAAUGAGCAACAGGAAUGACAUUUCAUAACAACACUAGCAACCAUACUGAUUUGUCUGUAUCCUUAGCUUAAAAUCCUGAGCUGUGGAUUUAAGAAUUUGUUUAGGCUAGUUUACCUCAUAGACAGGAGGUAAACUUCCUAUAUUUUACAUUGCCUGUUCUCCUGGAUUUUCAUUGUUUAUUAUUUCAUUGUUUCUAUCAGUUAUUUGGUAUUUUUUUCUCUUGAUACACUCAUUAAUUGUAUUUAAAUACUAAUUUUUAAUUACACUUAACAUCUGAAUAUAUUUAAUCAUAGAACAUAGUUCAUACAUCAAAAAAAAAGUUAAAUAGAGCAUGAAGAAGUUUCUAUGUUUAAUAGAAAAGACAAACCAUGUAUCUGCUUUGCACACGAUGUCUUUUUUGAGUCCAAGUAAGAGAGGGCAGAAAGGUCUGUUUGUGUCAUACACUAGAGUGGUCCACGUUCUGCUGUCACAUUCACUGUGACUUCUCCAUCUUUUGCUAUUUAGAGAUUAAAUUUUCACUAUCCCUGAAAUGAGAUUUAUUGCAUAAAACCUAUUUUCUGCCACCCUGUAAUUUAACAGGUGUGAGAUAUCUUUCUAGGUUAGUAGAAGAUGUACAAUCUUCAAAUCCACUUGCACAGAAUGUAAAAAAAACCUUACAGCAAUGUGAAUAAGAAAGCCCCUUGACAGCUGAAAAGGCGAACAAAGGUUGACAUUCAUUGGUAUUUAUGCCAUAUUGAACAGCUAACAUUACCUCAACAUGGGAGAAAGUGGGACACAGAAAAAUGCAACCAGAAAGCAGACUCACUAGCCCAAAGGUAGGAUACAGCUCCCACCAGCUGUUAGAUCCACACUUCUUUCCGGCUUUCCUUUAUUUCUGAAAGCAUAAUUUCAAAAUUUAUUACAAAGUGACAGUUAGUUGAUGCAAAACAUUUAAUCCCUGUCUUCUACAUUUUGAGGGAAAUAGACAUACUCUUCUCUAGUAAUUUUACCUGGCUGCUGGAAGAGACACACACUUGUACUUACUUGACCAGGAGUCAUCCUUGUACGCACACCUUGACCCGGAACGGCUUCUUGGUGCGGAUUCCUGAGGAC